AUGAGAUUGUGGGUAAGUUUUUGAGCAUCUGUUUGUGCGACUUCGUAUUUUACACCUACCUUCCAAAGAAACGAUUUAAAAAAAAUCUUUUAGACCUUGUCUAUGCUUCUUGCAAUUUUCGCGGCCUUCGAAACCCUUGGAUUGAUCAUUUUCUUCUCCGCCAUCGACUUUCAAUCAGUCUCUUUUGUUCUGGGCCUCUCAAAUUUGGCCAAUAUUAUGCUGAUUAUUGGAUCUACUCGGCACUUUGUAUGGCUGCAAUUGUUUUAUUGCGCACUGCAAGUAAGUGUAUGGAUUUUUUUUGAAUCUGAUCAAGACAAAUGAACGAACAUUUGAACAUUUAUGUACUUUUUGCAAGUUUUGGCUGAAAAAUUUCAGCUAUUUCUACCGUAGAGAGUAAUGUUACCACACAAAAAAAUCAAUUUUUCCCCCGCGGGAAACUGGCAAAGAUACGGCUAAAAAGCUUUAUUUCUCACUGACCGCUCCCUAUGUUUUGCGUACUCUCUCGGACACAAAGAUUGUUGAAUAUCUCGGCUGUGCCUGCAAAGCGCGAGCUAAAAUUUUCAGGAAUUUAAUACAUGGCGUAUGCCCAAAUUGUAUGUAAAGUUUAGCCAAAAUCUGAGCGUUGCACUUGGGAUACUUUUUUAUUGGUCUGUCGGGAAAAUAAUGUGGAUUAGUCUCGUUUUGGAAUUGCCCAUUAUUGCUAUGCCAGGACUAGCAGCUGGAGAUUUGGAGAGCGACUGCGACGAAGCGAGACAUGUUGUAGCGACAAACCCACAUUAUUUUCCCGACAAACUAUUUUGUUCAAAAAAUAGUCUGAUUUUUUUCCAAUUUUCAGCAUGUCGUCUCCAUGUUCAAAGGACUGGUCUUUGGUAUUGGCUGGAUCAUUCUGAACAUUAUCGAUUUUGCGGGUGUAAAUUUGAAAAACGAAUACUUUUACCCAAACAUUUUCGUAUUCCACAAGGGCCUCGCCAUGGGAAUGGGAGUGUUCUUCAUCAUGGAGGCGCUCUUCUUCCAAUUCCACAUUGCCAUUGUCUAUCGGAAUUGUGUUAUAUUGGAGACGAUUAAUCGACAUAUCGCGGAGAAUCGGCAACGGCAAGCGGAGAUUCGGGAGAUUGAAGAGGACAGGAGGACGCCUAAUUCGUUUGACACUUAUUAUGAGGAUGUUCGAUGA
Messenger RNA from Bursaphelenchus xylophilus (pine wood nematode), 1171 nucleotides. Lineage: Eukaryota; Metazoa; Nematoda; Chromadorea; Rhabditida; Aphelenchoididae. The record is from the annotation of a GenBank genome assembly.